Molecule: messenger RNA, 948 nt
Organism: Emys orbicularis (European pond turtle)
Lineage: Eukaryota; Metazoa; Chordata; Testudines; Emydidae
Gene: CA4
Product: carbonic anhydrase 4
Exons: 8
Coding region: 1-948 (315 amino acids)
Biological process (GO): one-carbon metabolic process
Cellular component (GO): plasma membrane
Molecular function (GO): carbonate dehydratase activity; zinc ion binding
Source: RefSeq, a predicted model, not a curated record
AUGGAAUUGCUUUUCCUUGUUCUGCUCUCUCUGCACAUUGCCAAGACAGCAACAGAAGGUGACAAAGAAUGGUGCUACCUAUCACAAAAAUGGACUCAGUCCGAAUGUGCAGAGCCCCGUGUCUGGGAUACAGUGAAUGAGGAGUGUGGAAAAAAGGAACAGUCACCUAUCAAUAUUGUCACCAACAAAGUGAAGUACAAAGAGGACCUGAAACCAUUUACUUUUGAAGGCUAUAAUACCAAUCAGUCCUCCCCUUGGCGCAUAGAAAAUAAUGGGCAUACGGUUAAAGUAUCUCUUAGCGGGUCAGCAAAGAUUGGAGGUGGAGGUCUUCGAAAUAAAUACAAUGCGAUCGAGUUUCACUUCCACUGGGGCACAAGCAAAGGAUUCAGCCCUGGAUCGGAACACAGCAUAGAUGGAGAGAGAUACGCUAUGGAGCUUCAUAUAGUCCACAGGAAAGAGGGUUUCUCCACUACGGAGCAGGCAGUGACUGAUAAAGAAGGUCUGGCCGUGCUGGGGUUCUUUAUAAAGACCGGUGCAAAAAAUGAAAACUAUGAACCUCUAAUAGAGAUGUUAAAUGAAGUUGCUGUCAAAGGGUCUCAAAAAAAUAUGACAUCUUUGCCCCUGGAAUCGCUCAUUCCAGCUAAAGAGAAUCUCUCACAUUAUUAUCGGUACAAUGGCUCACUGACCACGCCCAACUGCAACCAGGCUGUCGUCUGGACAAUAUUUCAGGAGCCAAUCAUACUGAAGGAAAGUCAGGUUGAGAAGUUCUUGGAGACGCUUUACUUCACUAAGGAUAAAACAUUACUCAUGACCGACAAUUUCCGACCUGUUCAACCUCUCAGUGACAGAAUCGUGUACCGCUCUGAUGUCAGUGUCGUCCAGCCUCCUGCAAAGGCUUUAUUGGUGGUCCCAACACUUAUCUACGUCAUGAGUCUUCUUUUCCAAUGA